Coregonus clupeaformis (lake whitefish) is the source of this 1906-nucleotide messenger RNA. RefSeq names its product CD302 antigen. Gene Ontology annotation, molecular function: signaling receptor activity. The transcript is spliced from 6 exons. Bases 51 to 785 code for a protein of 244 amino acids. The record is from RefSeq and is a predicted model, not a curated record. Lineage: Eukaryota; Metazoa; Chordata; Actinopteri; Salmoniformes; Salmonidae.
ACGUACGAAGCUCAGAAAUUUUUUGGAGCCAUGAUUUGGAGCUCGCGGACAUGGAGUCAAUGAUGAAAUGGCACCUUCGCACCUUAACCUUGUGCAAUCUCCUUUUCGUUGUUGUUUAUUGGCAAUCUACUUUAGCUGGUGAUUGUCCUGCAGAUGGGCGCACCUGGGUGCCUUUUGGACAAAGAUGCUACCACUUUGUCCAUGGAGAAGAAGACAUAGCUAAAAGUUAUACGAUUGAAGCUGCGAAGUCUCUCUGCUCAGGAUAUGAACUGGUGAGUGUCCAAAGUGCAGAGGAGAAUGAUUUCAUCAUCAAGUACAGUCCGCAGGUGUGGAAAGGCAACAUCCAUGUGUGGUUGGGCAUGUAUUAUGACAGUGACGAUGAGGACUUUAAGUGGCAAGAUGAAAUGGGCCUGAGCUUUAAGAACUGGGGGAACAGCUCCAGCUCACCUGACUUGAUUCCCAUGGACACUUGUGUUGCCAUGCACACCACCACAGGGGUGUGGGAGAAAGUCAGCUGUGUUGAAAACCCAGAGAAUGGAGUGGUCUGUGAAACUGCUGAAAAAGCAGAGAAAAACGGCAAACCCACUACCAGUCCACUGCUCUCAGCUCUGGUCAUUCUGAGUGUGGUCGCCAUCAUGGGGAUCUCGGCAGUCUUUUGGUUCCUGCACCAAAAUCACCAACACGGUGCCGUCCUCACAUCAUUCGAGUACCACCCCCCGUUCAGGGCUCCUACCUCUGAUGAGGCCUGCCUAGUGGAGACAGAGGAGACUGAUGACAUGGCGUAAUGAAGAUCCUGCUCUUAGAUUCUGCUGUGUGGAGUCGCUGUUGGAUGAGAGGCCUUGGAGAGAAAAAGGCGACCUUUCUCUUAAUUGAGACUGGUUCCAUUGUCCGGAAAAGAUGAUUUGACAGGUAAAAUUACAUCCUACAAUGCAAGGACAUGCGUAGCUACACCACCAACUAAUGCCACGGUAUGCCCCGUCCUUUGCCUGUCUGAAUGGGCUCCCAUAUGGGUAUUGGGUCAGUCUGCUUUUCUGAAGCUUUAUUCUUUGAAUUAUGAAUGUUUGUGCUAACCAAACAGGAUCCUAAGGAAAUUGUGUUUUCAAAUGACAUUUAGCCUACGCACUGAAUGCGUUGCAUGCAGUUACAAUUAAUUAAAUACUCGUUUGAAUUGUGAGAAUCACUGUUUUCAAUCUUCAAAGAAGUUCGGUCUCCUGUUGUUUUCUGUCAUAAAGUUAGUGAUCUUUGUACCGCAUGGCGAGUCUGAUUGAGAUACGUUAUCAUUAUCACACAUCUUUAUGUUGUAUUGCCCUUGUAAGUGCUCAUACUCAGUCUCUUACCCUUAGUUCUCAAUAUGAGAUAAAUACAAGUAAUUGAAAGUACAGAGGGACUAAUCCAUCAUUCAUAUCUCAAACCGAUUAAGGCUGGUAAAAUAUGUCAAAGAGCCACAUUCAACCAGUGUGCAUUUUCUCAGCAAGGGAUCUGUAAUUCUGUGUCCCAUUGUCAUUUGUGUGCUGUAACAGGCUUCUACAGAUUAUUACAUUUAUAAUAGAUAUGAUUUGUUGUGCAUUAGUCUGUAAUGACAUGCAUAAACUUCUAUUCAUGGGAGAAAACAUUUUUGAGCGAGGAUUGUUUGUCUUUCUCUAGUAAUGUCCUUUGUGGGAUACCUGAAUAAACACUUAUAAUUCAUUUUUACUAAUAUGAAUACGGUCAGUGGUUUACUAAUGCAUUAGUGAUAUGUUACAGUUUGGGGAGUGGUGCUUAAAUGGUGUUUUGUCAGCACUACAUCCCUGUAAGGUAUAUGACUGUAUUUGAAAGCUUUUUGCUGAUUACUGUGCGAUAUUUGUUUCAUUUGGCUUUAGCUAAGCCCUGUUUGUUACUCAAAAUAAAGUUUGGACAUCACCUGUGA